AUGACCUCCGGACACGAACAACAAGACAGAUCAUCUGAGACACAACCGCUUUUGGCUCAAGCGUCGGGUGAUAAUGAGCAUACCACCGACCACCGCAGCCCAUGGCAUGAUUGUCCUGCCCCAAAUGGGUCAUUCGGCACCGCGAGAGGUGAUGACGAGGGGGGCAUAAAAGCCGAAAACAAUAUAUCAAGCGCAAGGGCCAGGUUAACGUUCAUCUUCCCAGCCCUCGCCAUCGGUAUAUUCCUCGCUGCUGGCGACCAGACAAUAAUCGUCUCUAGCUAUGGCCGUAUCGGGAGCGAUCUCGAUGAGCUCGACAAGACGGCCUGGCUAGCCACGGCAUACCUUUGUACCACGACCGCCUUCCAGCCGCUGUAUGGCAAAUUAGGGGAUAUCUUCGGCCGGAAGGCCUGCCUCCUCUUUGCCUACUCCGUGUUCGGACUAGGGGCUCUACUCUGCGGGCUGGCCGGCAACAUGACCCAGCUGAUCGCCGCGAGGGCUCUAACGGGCAUCGGCGCCGGAGGCAUCAUCACGGUGGUGUCGAUCCUGCUCAGCGACAUUGUCACGCUCGAGGAGCGCGGCAUCUGGCAAGGCUAUGUCAACAUGGUCUUUGCCUGCGGCGCGGGGCUGGGGGCACCGCUCGGCGGCAUCUUGACCGACGCAAUCGGAUGGCGGUGGGCCUUCAUCGGCCAGGGCCCGCUCUGCGCCAUCGCCAUCAUCCUGGUCGCCAUCCUCCUCCAACUCCCCCCACCGCCCACCGACGACAGCACCACCACACCCCCUAACACCAACAAACCCGCCACCACCACCCGCGCCAAACUCGCCCAAGUCGACUUCCUCGGCGCCACAACCCUCAUCACCGCCCUAACCACCCUCCUCCUCUACCUCGACCGCCUCUCCACCACCCCCACCCCCAACUCCCCAACCCCCUGGACAACGCACCUCUACCUCCUCACCAGCGCCCUCGCCCUCCUCACCUUCCUCUACACCGAACACACCCUCACCCGCCACCCCCCUAACCCCCCUGGGCCUACUAUUCGGCCGCCCCCUCCUAGGCGCCUACCUCGCCCUGGCCUUCGGCAACGUCGCCUGGCCACGGCGGGGCAUUUCUCGGCCUCGGCUGCGGGCGCGUUGUUGUUGCCGGGCAUUGCGUCGGGGGUGGUGGGUGGGUUUGUGGGCGGGGCGGUGUUGAGAAGGGGUGGGGGGAGGGGGUUUCGCGGGUUGGCGUUGGCGGCGUAUCCGCUGGUGGGGAUGGCGUGUGUUGGGGUGGCGGUGGGGGCGGGGGUGAUGUUUUGGGCUGGGGGGGGUGGUGCGGCUAGUGGUGUUGGUGGUGGUGGUGGUGAUAAUGGGGGGUUGUCGGUUGCGGGUGUGGUGUGGGGGAUGAGUGGGAGUUUGUUUGUGGGCGGGCUGGGGAAUGGGGCGGGCAUGACGGCUACGCUGGUCGCGGUUGUGGCGGUGGCGAGCCCGGAGGACCAGGCGGUGGUCACGGCGUGUGUGUACCUCUACCGCCAGCUCGGGGCCACGGUCGGGUUGGCGGUCAUCUCGUUGGUGUUUCGCCGGGUUCUCGCGGCGGCGUUGGUUCGUCGGCUUGGUGGUGCGGAUGUGGACGAGGUUGUGCGGCGCGUGUUGGAGUCGUUGGACUAUUUGCAGCAUCUGCCGGCAGAGACGCGCGUGGUUGUCGAGCAGGCAUACGGUGAGGCAUGCCGUGCUGCCCUGCUGCUCUGCGCGGGCCUGGCUGUCUGCGCCAUUGUGUUUUCGUGUUUCAUCAAGGAGAAGAGACAGAGCGGCAGGGGUGUGAUGUUACCUAUACCGACAGUUGAAUAA
This is a messenger RNA of Chaetomium fimeti, 1821 nucleotides long. RefSeq names its product major facilitator superfamily protein. The transcript is spliced from 4 exons. Lineage: Eukaryota; Fungi; Ascomycota; Sordariomycetes; Sordariales; Chaetomiaceae. Gene Ontology annotation, biological process: basic amino acid transport; transmembrane transport. Gene Ontology annotation, molecular function: basic amino acid transmembrane transporter activity. Bases 1 to 1821 code for a protein of 606 amino acids. The record is from RefSeq and is a predicted model, not a curated record. Gene Ontology annotation, cellular component: fungal-type vacuole membrane.